UUUUUUAUUUUUUUUUUUAUUUCAUUGUUUUAAAUAUACCAGAGUUCUUGCAUGUAAACGUUUUUUCCCUUCCUUUUCCUUCUAUUUGUAGAAUGAGUGUGCAACUUAUAAAUGACGAGAACGUCAGAAGUGAUUUAACAGCAGAGUCUUGUGACUUCCUGCUCAUUGCUCCUCAGCCUACCGGGAGGCCCUCUAUUCUCCGUCCAUCACAGAAAGAUAAUCUGCCACCGAAAGAUGCUGCAAAGAGCAUUAAGGUAUCUACCUCUCAUUUAAGUGGUCUUGUGCUUAUUUCUUUUUCUGUCUCUGUAUACAUUCCUCUACUUCCUGUGAGCUGUGAGUUUAUUAAAGUUCAUACUUGCAUCUGACUUUGUGAUUUUAGUCGACUUAACAGUUUGAUACUGGGUUAUCUGAAUGCUGUGGAUUUCUACUCAGACCACGUUGCAUAUCUGAACAUUUCUGAUUAUAUAAUAUUUAUUAUUGUGUUCUUAUUUUUGAUCAUUUCUCUUCACUCCGUUAGGUAACAUUUCAGACUCCGAUGAGAGAUCCACAGACUCGCAAGAUUGUUACUUCCAGCAUUGAAGGCAAGGUGGAGACAGUUACACUGGAGGACUGCACACAAGCUUUGCAGAAGCUUCACCUGUCCGUCACUGAUGCAAAUUGGUAAGUAUCACUCUUGCCUGCGUUGAUUGAGGUUAACCAUGGAAUGUUAUAAUUCUUUAGGAACUUGUGUUUGGGACACUGGUAACAUAAACCGUUUUUAUCAGUAGCACAAAAAGUUGUCUGAAAUGAAAAGGUUUAGUUUACAUUGCAGAUGUAUCUAACUUCCACUCUGGCACCAGCAUUACAGUUAAUCUGAAAAGAUUUUUCAGAUUUUAGCCUAAAUCCAUUUUUGUGUUUAAAUCCUUUUAACUCUUUAUGUGCCAGAUGGGUAUGAACUUAUUUGAUGGUCCUUUUCUUGCAUUCUAACACAGUCCAAAAUCUGUCUUCCAUUGUGUCAGCAGAAAGAUUGGUUGGGAAAUGUCUAUUGUCCUAGACUAUCCCUUCCUGGAAACAAAUCAUUUAACUCUUUCAAGAUUUAGUCAUUCUAACAUGUAGCUCCUUUAACUCUAUAUAAUCUGUUGGUCUCGAAGUGUUAUAUACAUCACAAAUCUUUAGAGGAGACCAGAUACAGUUUGCACUCUAACAAAGGCAUAUGCAGCAACAUUGACCUGUAUAAAAUAACUUGGCAGGGUGUUGUGAAAACUAAAAUAUAUUUAAAGAAUUACAAUUUAUUGGUUUAUUCAAAUGGCACAGUCGCCAAAGUUUUUGUGCAUCUGACUAGGGAUCAACCUAUUUAUUUUUUAGAGCCAGUAACGAUAAUCUGUGAACUUUCAGGCUGAUAGCUUAACGAUAUUCUGUACAUUUACUUGCAGUGUGACUAUGUGCGGUAGGAACUCCCCACCCCUUAACUGUCUUAGUUUCCCCCCCAUUCCCCUGUUACUCUCACUUCUUUUAGUGGUCCCUCCCCUGUACCUUAAUGUUCCCCUCUCCCCCUGGUGGUGUUGUGCCCUUCUCUCCCCACCAUGGUCCCUGGUGUGUCUCCUGGUAGCAUGGCUGAGCGGAGCAAUGCGCAACGUGGUACAUGAGAUUCAGUCUCCAGUACCCGGCCGGACUGACAGGAAGUGCUCUCAGUGAGCACUUCCUUUCCAUUCGGCUGGGUGCAGGAAACAUAAGUUCCUGUACCUUUUUGGUUUUGGCACUUUUAUAAUACUCUAUACACUAAAGUAUGGGUUGGUUGAUUUAUUUAUUUUUACCUCUUUGCAGCACUUCAAAUCCAGAAGAUCACAGUAUGAAAUGUGAUCAAACCGCUCUCCCAGAUGAUAUACCAGUUAAAAGCAUGGGUGCAUAUAAUAUUGAUUUUGACAAACUGGAUGAGAUGAAUCCAUUCAAGAGCACUACUCGGAUGCAGAAUUCACCUGUAAAAUCCGAAUGCAGUUUUAUCAAAGAUGUUGCCUGUUACCCUGAUUCUUCUUGUUUGGAGGAUAAAACCCUGUCUGAAUCAGCUGCAGGGGAUGCAGGAAAACAAGAUUCAUUUGUGAAAUCUUUAAGCACUUCUCCAACACAUGUGGAAUCCCCAGUAACUGUUCGUCUAGACAAUGAAAGCUUCAACACCUCUGGAAAAAGCACAUUAGAAGACACACUUCCUUUAUCAACCAGAGAUUCUAAUUCUUCUCUCACAGUAUCAAAUGAAGGAACCACCAGUAACAUUGACAAGGUGACUGGAUCUGAUCUGGAUGUCUGUCCCACAAAGGACAGUGCAGUUGAUGCUGUAAGUGUCAACCCAAAUACUGAAUCUAUAGAAUUAGAGGUUCCAAGUUCUCCACCUCUUCCCAAAUCCUCCUACAAAUUUGACCCAGAACAAAUAGACAUGAUUGAUCCAUUUAAUACUGGAGGCUCGAAACUGAAAGAGUCACCUGUAAAAUCUGCUCCGGGAGAUGCAAGUGACGACAAUGCUGGACCAGUGAAGUUGGAAUUUAAUUUUGGUGAAGGUGAUCCUCCUGUCAAAAAGCCUCCACCGAGGAAACUUGGUAAACGACCUACUCUUAGUUCUUCCAAAAAACAGUCUGGGAAUGUAGAAAAAACAGCUGAAAAACCAAAGGUUAAAGCUGUUGAGAAACCAUUGGAAGAGGAAGUUAUUGUGCCAAAGGCAGCUUACAACUUUGAUUGGGAGAAGUUUGAUGAUCCCAGUUUUAAUCCUUUUGCCUCUGGAGGUUCAAAGAUUUGCACCACUCUUACAACCUCAACUGUCAAAAAUGACUUGACACCAAGUAAAGAAGACAGUCAUCCAAAGGUGGAAUGCCAAGAUUCAGACAUGGUGCAAAGUGACAAACUUGUAAUGGAUCAAGCCCAAGCUAACGAUCUAAAUGAGACCGGGUAAGUUGUUUCAUCCUGUCCUCUUUUAAGAACUACUGAUUUUAAAGAGCUGUUUCCCAAAAAAGUGUACACCACUUAUUGUAUAAUGUUGCAGUGUUGAAUAAUUAACACUCCAGGAUGGUACAGGGUCUUUUAAAGACCAGUGACACUCCAUGCCUUCAUCCCAGGGUCAUGCUCUACAGAACUGAACUAAUCAUUUAAGCAGUGAUCUUAUCUUUCUCUGAUGUUAAUGGUUCCCUAAUAUCAAUAUUUUUAGGUUUCAAGUUACUGGUAGCGGGCUUAAACAUAUAUAACAUGUGAUCUGUCAGUUUUUUUUUUUUUUCUUUCUGAACAAUCUUAGGAAACCUUUUUUCUUAAAGAGACACUAAAUCACCAGAACCACUAUAGCUUAUUUUAUUUCUUCUGGUGAGUAUAUUCAGGCUUUUUGCAGUAAACUCUGUAUUUUCAGAGAAAAUGCAGUGUUUACAUUAAAGCCUAGGGAUAUCUCCAAUGGCUUCUAGAGGUGCUUUCUGGGGCAGUGUGACUGACAUUCAGUGUCUCCACCCUCUGCAUGGAGACACUGAAUUUUCUUCAUAGAGAUUCAAUGCAUCGCUGAGGAGAUGCUGAUUUGGCCAGGACUGUGCUGGCUUUACUUUGGACCUACCUCCUUGACAAGCUCAGCCAAUCCAAUGCUUUCCUCUGGGAAAGCAUUGUGGUUGGCUCAGGUCAUCACUUCUGAUGUCAGCCAAGGAAGCAGAUCCGGGACAAAGCCAGCAGCAGACAGGAAUAAAGGUUAGAUUUGACUAUAUUUAGGUGGACCGGCGGUAGAUGGUGGUUUUAACGCUAUAUAGGGUCAGGAAUACAUGUUUGUGUUCCUUUAAAACUUGAUCAUGCUUAUCUCAUAUUUAAUUACAUACAGGAGGCUAUUAACACAUAAGGAAUUCUAAAUCAAACAAAACUUACAUUAAAGGAAGUGUAAACAUUAUGACUCUUCUUACAGUAAGUGAAUAGGGCUGCAUAAACCAUGUGAUUUAACUCCUAAAUGGCAGAGGAUUAAGCAGUGAGACUGCAGGGGCAUUAUCUAUGCAUUAAAACUGCUUCAUCACACUUUUGAUAGACCUAUCCUUUGUGUCUUAUACAAUUUUAUGUGUUUGCAUUUAUAGGGACAUUAUAGUCACCAGAACAACUACAGCUUAUUACAUUUGUUCUGGUGAGUAUAAUCAUUCCCUUCAGGCCUUUUGCUGUAAACACUGUCUUUUCAGAGAAAAUGCAGUGUUUACCUUACAGCCUAGUGAUAACUUCACUGGCCACUCCUCAGAUGGCUGUUAGAGAUCCUUCCUGGGUCAUGGCUGCCUAAAAUGCAUCCAAACAUUCAGUGUCUCCUCCCUCUGCAAGCAGACACUGAACUUUCCUCAUAGAGAUACAUUGAUUCAAUUCAUCUCUAUGAGGAGAUGCUGAUUGGCCAGGGCUGUUUGAAUCAUGCUGGCUCUGCCCCUGAUCUGCCUCUUUGUCAGUUUCAGCCAAUCCUAUGUGGAGGAAUUGUAAUUGGAUCAGGCUACCACUUCUGCUAAUGUCAGUGGGCAGGUCUAAAGGAAACAGAGACCAAGUAACAUUUUACUAUAUUUAGGGAGGCACGAGGGGGCUAGAUGGUGGGUUUUAAACCUAUAGGGUCAGGAAUACUUGUUUAUGUUCCCGUCCCUAUAGUGCUCCUUUAAAUUGCCCCCAAAUUGUUUGCCAGCUGUGGCUAGAUCGGUCUGUGCCAGACUCUCUACUUAUGUGGCAAAUCAGCAGUUGGACCCCCUACCCUGGGCUCUGCCAAACAGCCAUUCACGUUUUCCAAGUGAAUGACCCCAUGCCAAAGUGACUGGUAGUUUUACAUAACUUGUUUGUAAUAGUGGGAGUCAAACCUUGGGCGUCCUGUUUACCUAAUUAAUAUGACCAGCUGUCAGAGCAAUUUGUAGCCUUGGUUCAUGCAACAGGGCUUGAUGCACUUCCUGUAAUUGGUGCACACACAAAGAUCUGGCUGGGCUAUGGCGGUGAUUGGCUCCCAGGCUGUGUGAUCACUCCUGGCAGCCAAUCCCAUUGAUUACCGGAGAAUGCUCAGGCAAUGCAAACACACUGAUAAGCUCUCACUGUGGGCUAUCAGCCUGGGAUCCAACUCUAGGAUGUUUGCUUUAAGUAGUUGGUCCCACUGGACUAUUAAAAUAUUAUGUAAUGUGGAGGGAGGAAUUGCUGCUAAAUCUGCCAGAAACUGGUGGUGGAAUGCCCUAUUGCUUCAACUGUUGAUUCUCUGGCAAAGAGCGCAGGGAGCAGCACCUGACAGACUCCACUUGUGAAACUAUUACAAAACAUCUUGACUCUAUACAUUGGCAUGUCAGGGCACUGCUUGCACUAUAACCACUAUGGGGUGUCUGAUAUUUUGCCCCAGAAAUGCUAUGGGUCCCUAAACUGUCAAAAGUGCAAGUCUGUAUGCUAAAAUUGCAAGAUUUGUAAAAAUUUGUAUUUUUUUUUAUUUUUUUUAUUUUUUUUUACUUCAAAUAUCUGGAAAAGGUAUACAUGGUGGAGGUUAAGUAGCAGGAGACUAUAUUGGAUUUUUACAGGAUUGUGGUUUUCCUAAUUGGGGGGGGGGGUCACUAACUUUAACCCCUUAGUGACCAGACCGUUUGUCCAUUUUCUUACCGUUAAGGACCAGGGCUCUUUUUACAUUUCUGCGGUGUUUGAGUUGUCCUUUUGUUCAUUUACUAUACACACAUUAUUAUAUACAGGGUGUUUUUUGACAAUAAAUGGUCUUUAAUCAUAUAUAAUUUACUAUAAAUAAAAUAUGAUGAGGGGGGGGGGGAAAUUUGAAACCACACUUUUUCUAACUUUGACCCUCAAAAUCUGUUGCACAUCUACACCUGCCAAAAAACACCUGUUUCUAAAUUUUUGUCCUGAGUUUAGAAAUACCCAAUGUUAAAGGGACACUAUAGUCACCUGAAUAACUUUUAGCUUAAUGAAGCAGUUUUAGUGUAUAGAACAUGCCCCUGCAGCCUCACUGCUCAAUCCUCUGCCAUUUAGGAGUUAAAUCCCUUUGUUUAUGAACCCUAGUCACACCUCCCUGCAUGUGACUUGCACAGCCAUCCAUAAACACUUCCUGUAAAGAGAGCCCUGUUUAGGCUUUCUUUAUUGCAAGUUCUGUUUAAUUAAGAUUUUCUUAUCCCCUGCUAUGUUAAUAGCUUUCUAGACCCUGCAAGAGCCUCCUGUAUGGGAUUAAAGUUCAAUUUAGAGAUUGAGAUACAAUUAUUUAAGGUAAAUUACAUCUGUUUGAAAGUGAAACCAGUUUUUUUUCAUGCAGGCUCUGUCAAUCAUAGCCAGGGGAGGUGUGGCUAGUGCUGCAUAAACAGAAACAAAGUGAUUUAACUCCUAAAUGACAGGGGAAUGAUCUAUACACUAAAACUGCUUCAUUUAGCAAAAGUAAUUUAGGUGACUAUAGUGUUCUUUUAACAUUGGGUAUUUCUAUAGUCACCUAAAUUACUUUUAGCUAAAAAGCCUUCAUUGUGGUGCAUCCCUAAUGUUAAAAUGUUCGUGUUUUUUAAAGUAGACACCUAUAUUUAUUACCUUGCUAUGUCCAGUCUAUUUAGUAACCACUUAGUCAUAAACACUGGCAAAGUUAGCAUUUAUAUUUGUGUGUUUUUUUUUUUUUUUUUAAAAAAGGGGGAAAAAAAUUAUGAACGGUAACUUUGGCCAGGGUUUGUGACUUGGACUGCAAAAUGGUAUGCCAUCAUAGGUGUAAUUAUCAUUCCUGGGCUACCAUACGCUCUCAAAGGCAACGUAACCAACCUGGCCAUUUUCAAUGUGAGAACUGAAAAUCAAGCCUUAUGUUUGACCCUGUACCUCUCAAAAACACUAUAAAAUCUGUAAAUGGAUACAAAGUGGAUAGCGCACUUAAAACUGCAAAAUGAUAGUGUCUGUCCCUUCAGAAAUAUUGUGGGGGGGGGAAACCUGGCUUUUAUUCAGGCAUCUGCCAAAAAAAAAUCAACGUUUCAGUUCUCUGAUGGAACGUUGGCAGGAUACAGUGCAAUACAAACACCAAUGCUUAAAUAACAUACAAACACAUUAACAAAAUCACAUUAACAUGAGUGCAUUGUAUACAACCUGUACUUACAAUUAACCCCUAGUCUGCUUACAGCUGUAGCGAAAAAAAAGGCAGGUAAAAUCAACCCUCUCAAAAGAAAACCACUGGUUCAGAGGUGAGGUAUGAUUGCGUUCCACAAGUCGUCAUAGAGACAGUUGGAACGCAUGGGGGCGUGAUAUACAAACCGCCGAUCUCAUUAGUGUGUUUAGAGAAGCUCCGCCCAAAUGGGAUGUGGCGAGCAAAGUGUCACAAAGUACCCAGAGUAGGCAGACUAGUUGGAACAGAAAGGUCUCAUACCCCAAUAACUAUGGGGUUGAGGGGGCUUAGUGUAGAGCAUAAAGCUGCGUAAUCAGUCAAGGCAGUAGGAAGCCGAUCUCACAGUAUAAGGGAGAUGGCCGGGUAGAGUAAAGCCGAGCUGCAGGAUGCAGUGCCUUAGAGGGAUAUACCCAAUUAAGCAAAAAAAAUAAAUGAUCUACUGAUCAGCUGGAGCAAGCAAAGGGUCUGAGACAGUUGCGUGUUUAAUUAAAAUUUUUAUUUAUUUAUUUUUUCCUCUUGCUUCUGCUGCUCCAAAGGCUAAUGUCAUUCACCCACCAUCAGGAGUCCAGAGGGACACAAGCAAGAGCCCAAUGUGAAAUGGUACCGGGUACUCCUAGUAUCCUAACUAAUACCAUGUGCUGUAUGACGCUUACAGUAACAAUCUAAUGUGAAAUCUUUCAUGAUUGCCAGGUUUUAGACACUCAUUCUUGGUGCCCCACUGAAUCAGUAGAACGGGGUACAUGUAAUGCAGUAACUGAUAUAUCUAUCUCUCCAUCUCCAUGAUGUCGUGAUAAUGAGAUGUGUCAAAAUGUCUCUUUCCCAUGGACUGCAAACAAGCAGAGUUCUCCACAUUCUGCAUUGUAGAGGAUGCUCGCUCGCUCCCUUGACUUAUUCAGUACUCACCCUCGUACCUCCUAUUGCCCUUAUCACUACCCGAUAUACAGAGUUUGGGUGGAAAAGGUUAACACUGUUCCCAGCUCUAUCAAAUCAGGCAGCAGUGUGUACCUUGUCAGUGCUUCCCGUUUCUCAUAUUACCCAAAUGCUGUCUCUUGAGACAUGUAGAGACAACUUGGGAUGUGAUUGAGUGGUGGCAGACUGUCAAUUACCCUUGUGUAAAUAUUUUGUGAGAAGUUUGGCUGAAGUGUGUGUGUGUGUGUGUGUGUAUUGCAUCUCUGAUCCCCACAUGGCUAACUGUUGUGGUAAUCCUGUAUCUAGAAUGCCUAACAGUUUUUAAAUCUAUAUUUUAUCUGUCUGUCUUUCUUUCUUUUUAGGCUUGUUGAGACCCCCCAGUCUGAAGCAGAAUCUAUAGUUCUAUGCAAUUCAGACACCGGUAUUCAAAAUGAAACAAAGGUAAGUGUAUGUAUUAUAUAUAAAAAUUGACUUUGCUAUGCCAUGGUAGUGGUUAUGGUUCUAUAGAUUGGAGAGAGUGGUCAUUGUCACGCCAAGGGUGCGUAAUUCAUUGUUGCACAGUAGAAUAUUGCCACUUAAUGUAACUUGUGUAGUGCAUACAUGAAUUGGCCACUUCGUUGCAAGGUCAGAUGACAGAAGGGGUAAUGUAAAGGGUAUAGGAAUGUGAAAGGAGCUGAUGGUUUACAACAUUGAUCCUGUGAUUACUCGAAGGCUCUGUAAGGUGUGAGAAGUCACACAUAAGUGGCCUGGAAGUCUAGUUCCAAUGUGAAUGGACUACCUUCAGCCAUAUGGCCUGUACCUCUUAAUUGAGGAGUUAAUUUCUUUGAUAUGUUACUGAUCAUUAGCCUUGUGUUCCAGUAUCAUAUCCAUAAAGGGACACUAUAGUCCCCAUAACUACAGCUUAAUGUAGUUGUUCUAGUGAGUAUAAUCAUUGCCUUCAGGCAUUUUUAUGCAUGUGUUUAUUUUGCCCCAAGGGACACCUCCAAGUGGCCACUCAGAUGGCUACUGGAGGUUCUUCCUGGUUCAGUGCUGCACAGUAGGCAGCAGUGCAAUUCAGCGUCUCUCACCCCUUGCUGAUUUAAGCCAAUCUGAUUUUUAGUCCAUCCAAUGCUUUUCCCCAUGGGGAAAGCAUUGGAUUGGAUAAAAAUGGACAAUUCUGAUGUCACCAAGGGGGCAGAGCUAGCACUGGCAGACCCACUCGGCGCUGGAAAUAAGGGUUUUUAAUUCCUUUUAAAGGGGGCAAGCCACCUAAAUGGUGGGUUUAAACACUAGGGUCAGGAAUACAUGUUUGGGUUCCUGACCAUAGAGUGUUCCUUUAAUAUUUGCCCACAGAAUAGUUAAACCUUAUUUUUGUUAUAUUUUGAAUGUGACCAACAGUAGCUUCUAAUCAAGCCCAAACAUGAUUUGCAUAACUUAACCACCAUAGAGGAAGGGAUUGUGAUGUCUGCUAUAUUGGGUCAGGAGUAAGUAAGGAGUGUGACAUAUCUAUGGACUGGAACAAUGGUAUCAAAUUCAUAGAUGCAAUUAUUUCUGUGGCAAGUACAUAAGAGGAGAUAUAACCAAAUGUUUCAAUUUGGCUUGAGAGAGAGAGAGAGAGAGAGAGACUCGCUUACUUGGGGGCUAGAAUCUAAUUCUAAGUGAGUCACCACCUUUCUUACCAGAUUAGGACUACUGUUAUUUUAUCCCUUUUUGGUUUUAUCUGUUGGUGUAACUAAUUUGAUCAGUCAUCUAUAAAUUUUUUUUAAUUUUUUUUUUUUCUCAUAAUAUUCCUUAAAUUCUGCCUUUUGUCUGGUAAAAUAAAUCCUGUUUCCUGAAAAGACAGUUUUGCAAUUGCUUAAAUAUUGUGCGAUGUUAUUUAUUGGGUUUUCUUUUUAAGUUACUUGGGGGACCAAGGCACCCCAUUUAUAACCUGUCUUGGUGGUGGCAGCGUUAAGAUAGUAGUAUUUAUAUUCUGGUUAGGUGUGGUAUUUUCUUUCCGAUUUAUAGUGAACUUUUAACCUUUGCUCCACCACAACAACGUCAUGCACAUUCUUGGAAUAGAAUGCUUUCGUGACAGUCGUUUUUAUGAAAAACUGUCUUUGCCUUUGCUUCCUAGCAGGAACCCUCUACAGCCACACUUCUCAUGUGGUUGCUAUGCUUCCAUUAUAUUAGAGUAUAAAUCCAUGUAACUUUUGAUGAAAGAGCCUUCUGCUAAUGUUACUGUAUUUCUAUAAUUUUUUUUUCUUUCUAUAGUCAUGUUGCUUCUAAAUUGUCUGAAAUACGUGUCCUUAUUUUGAUGUAAACUUGACAAUAUGCUUUCAGGUGGCAGAAACUACUGUAAACCCAGUAAGUGAUGGCAAGGAAGUCUUGGUUCUGGAUGAAAAACCUUUACCAAAUGAGCCGGACUUUCCAAUCCCUAAAGAUGUGACCUUAAGCCCAAGUAACGACCCAGAACUAUUGGAUGCAGAAUUUAAGCCUGCUACAGAUCAUGAUUUUUUGAUGAUGGGGGAAAUGGAUUUUAAACCUGCUACAGAAUGUAAGCAUCUACAACAUAAACUGAGAUUAAAAUGUAAACUAUAUAAAAGAGGAUGCAAAGAAAGAGAGUGAGGGUAGUUUUAGUAAACUCAGAAUACCUGAAAAAAAUUCAAACUGGCAAAACCUCUGUAAAAAUAACCAAAUUCAGAGUAUAGUUGUGCUGGUAAACUUGGUGUGGUUUAUUUAUUUAUUUAUUUUUUCUCUUUCAAAAUCUGUUUUUGUUUUGGAGUUUAGUGUAAAAAGAGCUUCAUUUUCCUCUCUUCCACUAACUUUUAUAAGUGGUAGAAAAGAUCAACAUUUGAUUAUGAACAGGGAGCUAAGGUGAUGGCGCUAAAUGUGUUUUUCCUAUUUAAAAAGCGUUUUUAUUUAUCCAUUAAAAAACAAAACCAACUGCUUUACUAGAGGGUUCAAGUAAAAAUAAAUCCUGACAAAUUACUAUUCCCCCUUCUUAAGGUCAGUAGUGUAUAAUGCCAAUGUGAUUUUAAAUAAUGCCUUUGAUCAUUUUUUUUAUAUUUCUUUUUUUCUUUUUUAGUUUUUCCUUCUACAGCAGGCUUGGGUCAGUCAGCAGAAAUGGACUAUCUUGAAAGUUUUGGCUCUUCUACAGUAAGUUGUGUGUUUGCGGUGGUUUGGUGUUGUGUGGGUUUAUUUUGUCUGCUCCAGUGUCCAAGGCAUUUGUAGAGACUGUUCUCUCUUGCAUUAUUUAACUCUCCUUCCAUUAAGACCUUCUGCACUACAUGGACCCUGCAUUCACUUUGUAUUUCCUUUUGUUUUAGUUCAAGGAGUCUGCCCUCCGAAAGCAGUCUCUAUAUUUGAAAUUCGAUCCUUUGUUGAGGGAAUCUCCAAAGAAGACUGCUCCUGCUGGUGCUGAGUUCUGUAUCCAUGUACCCAUGAAGAACAGGUUGGUUAUGUUCUAGGAUUUUAUGCUACUUGCAGAUAACGGCAAUUAUUACAAUUUAAUGAUCAUCUUGUCAUUCCAGUUCAGAGCUGUUUCGGACCAUGUCAGAUGCAACCCUAUUCCCUAUUCCGUGUCAUGAAACAGAAGAAAAACCUGAAGGGCUGGAUCUCUUGGGGACAUAUACAGCUACAGUUAGUAUUCUAUUUUUAAUCUCAAUGGUACUAGUAUGCAUAAUCCCCCCCCCCCCCUGCAAAGCACACAAACCUACAGCAAUAGCAUAUCUAUGCCAUGCAUCUAUAAUGCUAUGAUUUUAUAUGGAAAGAAGUGUAAUUUAUUACCCAUACAUCACACCCUAACAGCCAAGUAAAUAUUGCUUUUAAAUAAAUGCGGUGAUCAUGCACAACACUGGGGUAGCAUGGUUUGACCAAAUCCAAAUGGCAGUGAGACUUUCACCACUUUUUAAAUCUAAAAUCCCAGCCGUGUUUCCAAAUCUGUUAACACUUGCCUGUUAUGGCAGGGUUUAUAUUGUUACUUGGCUUAUAAAAUCUUGUCUAAAAUUUUUAAUUUCUCCACAAAACAUAGUGAAAUUCCUUGCUCACUUAAAACCAUUGACCUACUAUUUCAUAUCUGUGUACAUAACCUCUUGAAAUUUUUGUUACCUUUGUACAUGGGGUAAGUUGCAUGUCCAGUUUACUUUUACAGAGCUGUGCUCUUCAAGGUUGUCCGUAAUCACAGUGCUUUGCUGUCAGUCUUCUCUCAUUGUUCUUAUUCAACUUCCUAUCCCACAUUGGUUACCAGAGCAGCCAUGCUGUGUUUAGAAUUGCUUCCUUUUCAGUACGGUGUCUUUUACUUGAUCAGAUGACCCUUCAAGCAGGUGUGCAGAAUCUAAAUAAAAAGAAAUGCUAUGAUUCCAAAGCUAAUAUGUGUUUUGUGGUUUUACAUAAUCUUGCAAAACUUAAUGUUUUAUAGAAUGGGGAAUCUACAUUUGACAUUUAAUAAAUGCAGGCUCUAAAUUGCCUUUGCCUUUUACUUUAAUUUUUCUUCCUAGAAUUCUGGUCCCUUAAUCCCAGAUCCGCCACUAGGUGCAUCGACCUCUGAUCCUUACCCCUUAAUUUCAGACUUGGGGUCAAUUGUUGAAGUCCUUAAGUACAGCCAGAAGGAUAUGGAUGCAGCUGUUGAUAAUGUGCGGUUGGAGGUGAGUAGUAAAACUGUCUAGUGCAUCUGUUUACCUACUGCUGUUUCUGCUAGACUUGUGCAAAAGAUUGUUUUGGCCGAUUCAUACUAAAAGCAUUAAUUUUAAUCCACUCCACCAAAUCUAUUUUGUUUGUAGAGUCUUUAUUGAUCUGGGGUGGAUUAACAAAAAUUUGAUUCGAUCAAAAUGAAACACACAUUGGUUUAACAUACAACUGUUCGCAUGUCCUUCAACUCUGAAUUGCAAAUAAUUGUAGUUCUUUGUCUUCAUUACUCAGGUUCAAGAAAAGGAGCUUGAGGUUGAGGAAUGGAAACAUAAACAUGAGAAACUGUAUCUGGAAUAUAUUGAGAUGGGGUAAGCUUUCCAAGUAUCUCAAUCAGUGUUCUCGCAAUGUAAAUGGCAGCACUACAGCCAGUGACUUAUCUGGGGCUAUGGCGUGGACACUUGGCAGCAGUACUGCAUGCCAAAUUUGUGUAGCUUGUGGUAGCUGGUUUGUGUCUAUGGUUUUUAUGUAAAGUUGUUUAUAAUAUGUUAUACCGCACUCUUGAUAUGAUGCAAAAAAGUAGUAUUUAUUUAGAUAGGUACUGUAAUCCUGUGUAUUCUUACAGUCCUCUGCCCAAAAGCAGAGCUGAUAUGUACCAAUAUUGUUCACUUGCACAAUUGCAUAAUCAAAAUGAUCUAUACAUGUUGGUACUAUUGACAUAUAAAACCGUGAUAAAAAAAUCCCUAUGGUCCCAAGUCACACAAUAUGCAAUAUAAUCUGUCAGUAAAACUAUAGUAUCUUGUUGGGCAGAUGCCUCUAAAAAUAUUGAAAAAAGUGUGAAAAUAAAUAUAAAGUGUGUGUGUGUGUGUGUGUGCGCGCGUGCUAAAAAGGCAAAAAAUAUAUCCAGAUCCUUGGAUAUAAAGGAAAUGCCUUAUUGGGCAGAUCUCACCCCCUUCUGUUCUGAAGGUGAACAAUAGAGGUACAUAUCUGCUCUGCUUUUGAGCACAGGACUGUAACAAUAUACAUGAUUACAGUACCUAUAGCUAAAUACUCUUAUAUUUUAUCUUUAAUUUUUUUAUAUAUAUAUUAUAUUAUAAUUUAUUUAGAGUGCGGUAUCGCAGAUUUAUCUAGGAUAUAUUUGUGGGCUACCUUGACACCAGCACCACUAUGGAUGGUAGUGCCAAUACAUAUGGAAAUGCUUUAUUUAUUUUCCCCCUCUUAUAGCAUUAUAGCAAAUGGUAAUCCUACUAUUCUCAUGAUGCUUAUCCACCUCCGGGAUGCCAAGAUUAGUAAUUAUAUUAAGCACUAUAUUUUUGUAUUUUUGAAAUGCAAACUGCACACACUUGAUAUUUGGAUCCACCCCUUGUGCCACACAGACUAGGGUUAUAUAACAUUGUUUCCAGUCACAAAAAAUAGAAAGUUCCAGGCACACUGGGUACAUCCAACGCAGAAUGAAUUGAAUACAAAAGCCAGUGUUUCAACUUAUUGAUUGGUUUAUAUAUCCUUUUUUUUUUUUUUCUUGAAAUUUAUAUGAUUUGUCUUUAUAUCAAUAUAGAAAUAAAACCCUAAACAUUAUGGCUCUCCAAGGCUGUCUGUGCAUUAAGUUCCUGAACAUUGAGUGGCAAGAUUUGCCAUCUCUGCAGUACGGUAAUAUAUGGUUACCCAAUCAGAGGUUGCUAAAGGUUCUGGGUAGAACCAAUUGCAAAACUGGGGAUGUGAGCUGCCCUUAAUUACCUUUUCAUAUUGACGUGACUCAGGUCCUGUAACUCACAAUGUGUGCAGCCUGCUGGUAAUCUUGGCAAUCUUUGCAUUGGUUUUAUUUUAAUUUUUUAUAACUGAUUAGUAUUAGCAAAUUGCUUUUAUUUAUACCAAUCCUGCUUUAAUGCAUUGGAAAGUAAUUGGUUGUAAUUUCUUCCAGGAAAAUAAUUGCUGAAUUUGAAACCACAAUAACACAGAUACUGGGUAAGUUUAAAGUAUAUGCGCUUAUCGCAAUAUUAAUUGCCAAACCUUUAUACCUGCAUGUAACGUUUACAAUGUGCUAUGUAGGAAAAUACUUGGGCUGUACCACUGAGUCCACUAUCAACUGCUUGGUUUGCAGUUCUCUUACAAACUGAUAAAUCACGCUGCAAGCAGACCUGCUAAUAGCAAUAGACUUUCUUUCAUGUAACCUGUCCAACCGGAAGUAUUGGACACACUGCAAGGGAUAACCUAACCGGGAAGGCUAGAUUCUAGUUAAUUUUAUUUGAGUGAAGGGUUCUUCAUCAUGUGCAACGCUGCCUAGAGAUGUAUGAGUAGAAGUACCCUCUCUUAUUCUUGUAGAUUCACAUGUUAAUAUCCAUGGUGUGUUGGCAAACCCAAAGCUCUUGAAAGAUAAAAGGUCCAAAGAAGAAGCUGCUUCAACAUGUAGUGAUUCUGUUGAUGAGUGCCCCCCUUUUUUUUGUUUUGUUACUCAAAACCUAAAAUAGUCCCAAUGUUAGAUGGAUUAAGUUCUCCCUGCAGCUACUUUCACACAUCACUGCUCAUUUUGCUCUACAAUCAAACUCUUCAAAGACCUGUAUUGCUGGAUGCUGUAUGUCACUGAUGGAUAGAAUCGAAUGCCUCUCAAUCAGACCUAUUGAACACUAUGCAGUGUAUAUUCGCAGGCAGCGCGCCAAGUAGCCGCUCAUCUCCCUGCUAAUCCCUGACCAUUUCAAUAGGUUCAACUGUGCGCACACGUUCUUAAAGAGUUCACAUCGCUGGCUUGGUCAAGUGGCUGAUUAUAUUUGUCACCAGCUUGCUAUGCACAUGGUUAACAUUUAGAAGUCUGGAACAGCGUUCUAAACUUACUGUAUUUUGCUGCCAGUGUAACCAUACCUCCAGCAGCUGUGAUGCUAACCUUUGUAUUGGCAGCAUUUCCUUAUUUCCCUACACUUAUCGACUCCUUGCACCAUGACAACUUCUGCAUGCAGAAGUGGCAAUGGUGUUUGGUGCAACUCUUUAACUUGUGUUUAAAUAUUUUAUUGUAGUCUGCAUACAGUAACAAAAGGUUCUGUAUAACUCUUUAAUUUGAAAGACUAUAACAGACCAAAAUAUUAAGGUGUUUUUAUUUUUUUUUAUUUUUUUAUUUAUUUAUUUAUUUUUUUAGAGGAUUCUCAGAGACAAAAAGAAUUGACAAAGCAAGAAUUACAAAAAGUCUUGGAAGAGAAGCAACAAGUACAGAUGGACUUAAAUUCUAUGGAAAAGUCUUUUUCUGACCUUUUCAAAAGAUUUGAGAAGCAGAAAGAAAUAAUUGAUGGCUAUCGCAAGGUAAUACUCUUAUUUCUAUUUUUUCCUCCAUUCUUCCCAUCAAGGUAAGAUCAUUAAACAACUGACUGGGCAACCAUUAAGGAGACUAUCUUUAGGUAACCAUUUAUUUUUUCCUUGGUGUAAAACCCUGUGCUAGUUUUAUUUGCUGCACCAGUAUGCACAGAUCUUUGCUUCAGAGGGUGCAAACUGCUUUGUACUUGACAGCCCAUAGAGGCAUUUCUGCUGCACUGACCAAGUAAAGCCUGCGUGUAAUUAUGGACCGCGCACUCUAUCAUUAGGAAUACAGGUUUGUAUUACUAGUGCUUUUAUUAAAUGGUGAGCAAAGCUUGCACCAUUAUAACUGUUAAAUAUUGUUAUGUAAAAGCAAAGAAACACACGGAGCGCAGAAAAUAAACAAUACAACAAAUUAAAAUAUAUUAAAGAAAAUACUAAAGCAGCUUAACAUCGAAAGGGACUCUCCAAGUUCAAAACCAUUAGAAUAUACAGUGUCCGCGCUUAGUGAAUACUCCACCCUGAGUCAAUCUGGGGUAUCACUAAUAUUUGUAUAGCCUUAUAUGUUGGGGAAUUCUAACUCAUUGAGUCAACAUCUGAAUUAAUGUUGACUAGUUCAGGGAUGUCCGGUAUAUCAUGCCAGUCAAAUGUAUCCAAUAAAUGUAAAUGCGAGGUACCUUAUAAGGUAUACAAAAAAGCGCACAUGGUGUAAUAUUGCAGUUUAUUUCCAGCAAUAACACAUUUCCCCAUGUAGAACACUUAUAUAAAUAAAUGUGGUAUAGUUUCUAAAAACCACAGCAUCAGCCUCGCUACAAUAGCGUUAUUGGUAGGUUACAGCUCCAUGCGUUGGUAUCCCCAUUGAAGCCGAGAUGGCAAACACCGAAACUCGGAGGAACUCUCAGACCACAAACUGCUGCUAUAACCUGGAGCUUCGAAGAAGGCCGCUCGCGAUAUCAAUGCUGUGACGUUACGGCCCUGGCAUCUGUUGCCAAAGGCUUAAAGGAACACUAUAGUCACCUAAAUUACUUUAGCUAAAUAAAGCAGUUUUAGUGUAUAGAUCAGGGGUAGGCAACCUUUUAGCAGCACUGUGCCGAUAUAGGAUUGUGAUGUCUCGUAGCGUGCGGUCCGUUAUUUAUUUAUUUAUUUUUUAAAUUGAGGUGUGUAUGCUGCUGUAUUCUGCUUGUGUUAUUUUUACUGUAAUUGCUUUGUGUCGUUGUAUAUGCAGGGCCGUCUUUAAUAUCGACUGGACCCUGGGCAAAGCAUGUAUGUUUUGUGUGUGGGCUGUCCGUACUAUCUGUAUGAGAGGAGGGUUAUUCUGCAUUUCUGUGUAUAUCUAGCAGUGUGGGUGACUUCGCUGGGUUCCAGUGGGGACCAUGCCGGCCAGGUACAUGUCAAGGACAGGAGCUGCAACAGCAACUGCGUGCUGCUCUACUACUGUGUGGAUUCCCAUUCAAAAGUGCUGGGAGGAAAUGAUCUGAGAUCACUUCCUCUACGUGCUGCAAUGCAUAAAUUGAGGAUUGUCCUUCACCACCUUUUCGGAUUAGCAGAUGUCUGAAGUUUUACUGGGACUCCUGAUAGGCCAGACCCUGUUUGGCUCUAGCAGCCGUGCAAAGGCACCUCGAGUGUGGCGUAGGUUGCCUACCCCUGGUAUAGAUCAUUCCCCUGCAAUUUCACUGCUCAAUUCUGUCAUUUAGGAGUUAAAUCACUUUGUUUCUGUUUAUGCAGCACUAGCCACACCUCCCCUGGCUAUGAUUGACAAAGCCUGCAUGGAAAAAAACUGGUUUCACUUUCAAACAGAUGUAAUUUACCUUAAAUAAUUGUAUCUCAAUCUCUAAAUUGAACUUUAAUCCCAUACAGGAGGCUCUUGCAGGGUCUAGAAAGCUAUUAACAUAGCAGGGGAUAAGAAAAUCUUAAUUAAACAGAACUUGCAAUAAAGAAAGCCUAAACAGGGCUCUCUUUACAGGAAGUGUUAAUGGAAGGCUGUGCAAGUCACAUGCAGGGAGGUGUGACUAGGGUUCAUAAACAAAGGGAUUUAACUCCUAAAUGGCAGAGGACUGAGCAGUGAGGCUGCAGGGGCAUGUUCUAUACACCAAAACUGCUUCAUUAAGCUAAAGUUGUUCAGGUGACUAUAGUGUCCCUUUCAUAGCAUCUGUGUGUACAUCCAUUAACUCACACCGCUGAUCACUAUACAUAGUGCUAUGGCCUAUGCUUGGAGUCUUUUUAUCCACCAGCAUUCACAUUAUAGCUGAUCUUGGAUGGUUACAGCAAGGAAAAACAACCAGCUUCUUUCUUGGCACAAGCCGCAACUGCCUUUAUUUUCACUUCACAUCAGGAUAUACAAACUACACUUCCCUUCCCUCAUCUGCAAGCCCACCUUGACAACAAAAGCCUACCUAGAUCGGCCAGGCAGAUAUCUCAGCAUGGGGGGAAGCUCCGCAUCUUGUGCCAUGUGACACAUUAAAGUCUUUUUGUCCUGCCAGCUUUGUCGUGAUGGGCAGCUUUAUACAUGUCUUAUCGCAGUUUCUAGUUAUUGACUCUUAAAGGCAUACAGUCCUGUAUAUCUGUAGAGCUUGAUAAAAUUGUAUGUUGACUGAUACAAGUCCAUCCAUAGUGUCAUAGUUAAUAGUACAAUUACAAAAUGGGUGAUAACUAUAUUGAUUUUAGUAUAUAUGUGCAAAUUAAUUUUUCAUUUCAGGAACAGUAGGUUAUGGGAAGUACAACUAUUUCUUAUAUACCAUAUAAAUAUAGGCAUUGAUCAGAUGUGUUUCCAAUACAAUAAAAAAUAAAACUUGACUGUUUCCUUAUGUGAAAACCAUAAUCUGCUACCUCUAAACUAAAAAGUAAAACUUUUAACUCUUUUUAUUACAAUAUUAAAAUAGAAUUUAAUGAAAGUGGAAUAACGCUAAUAAAUCCUAAUGCCUGCUUGAGGUAAUUACAUAUCCUUAUGACUAAACAAUGUAAAAAUAUUCAUAUACGUUGUAUGUAUUAAAAAAUCUAAGCAUAGAUCGCUAGCAAAAAUAACUCUGAAAAUAUUGAUAAAAAGAUCCUCUUAUGGCUAUAAAUGUAUAUUAUAGGAUAUUGGACCGUUCAAACGCUGCAUUUAAACCCAAGGAAAUAGUGUGUUUAAGUUGUUUAUCCAAAACAUCUCCUGAUCCGUGAGUUUCUUGUUUAGGACCUCCCUCCCCCCUUCAGGGUAAUGUAACCUGUUCUAUGCCAGGGCAGACUUGGCGCUGCCAUGUAAACAUUAAAUUGUAUGACCUGUUGCAACCAAAGCUUGCUGUAUUCCACCCCCGGCCUCCAUGGUGCUUUGUUUUUCACCAGUGCGUGUGAAUGCAAGAAUACUGAAAACACAUGGGUGCUAAGAUUGCAGGGAGCUCCAUCAGCAUCACUGAUAAACGACUCCUGGACCUUUAAAGUCCUGUUUGUGUGUCCAAACUCUGCUCCAUGCACUUAAAGUGCUUCACAUGUGUUUGCUGGGUGAAAGAACGAGGAACUGACACUAUUGGAGAAGUGGCAGUUCUUACACAUUCAGAGACUCUAGAGCAGGCUUCCCAAACUUCGACCCUCCAGAUGUUGCUGAACUGAAUAGUCUGAGAAUCAUGGGAGUUGUAGUUCAGCAACAUCUGGAGUGCCAGAGUUUGGGGAAGCCUGCUCUAGAGUCUCAUUAACCAACAAUAAAGCACAGUGGGAUUUGAAAUGGACUCUCCGUUUUGUGUUUACAAUAGAAUGUAAUCAGUGUGAAUGUAUUUCUCCAGUGCCUGUAACCACCCCUUCCCUCUUGUUUCUAUUCCUUUAGAAUGAGGAGACUUUGAAGAAAUGUGUUGAAGAUUACCAUUUAAGAAUCAAAAAGGAAGAGCAGCGGUAUCAAGCACUUAAAGCACACGCAGAAGAGAAAUUGAAUUGGUAACGGUUUUAACUUUUAAAAUUUGUGACUUUAGAGCUUUUGAACUCUGUAUUCCUGUGUACUAUUUAGUUUAUAAACACCAAUUCUUAUGUGAUGUGUAACUUUUAUUUUAUUUUUUUUAUUUUUUUUAUAUUAAAGUAAUUCUCUUUAUUGGAUUUGGUCUUCCUUUCAGCUGAAUUAAAUGACUUUGUUUCUCUUUAGUGCAAACGAAGAAAUUGCUCAAGUGCGAAAUAAAGCAAAGAGUGAGACAGUUGUUUUACAAUGCACCUUGCGUAAAGAGCAAAUGAAGAUCCAGUCACUGGAGCGCUCCCUGGAACAAAAGGCAAGUCUUAGAACAUCGUAACAUGUUGAUUCAUAUAGACUUUAACAGCUGGGGACCACUGAGCUGGACUAUAUAUCUUGAUUGGUGAUGGCUAACUUGCACAAUGACUGGGUAUCAUGGGAAAUGACCAAAUUGUCAUUGGUUUUCUUAGCCUGUCUCGUAAACUGUCAGAAUGAAUUCAUUGCAAAGAUCAAUAUGUUCUAUAAAUGCAGUAAUAUUUAAAUGCUCACUAGAUUAGUGGUGUUAAGCUGAUCUACUAGCGGCUUCCCCUAGGCCAGCCUUUGAACAGUCUUUAGUUUAAUAUUUUUGGUACAUCUUAAACAUGUUUGUAUUGGUGUCUGUCAUACAAGACAGAAUCCCAGUUUAUUAAUAAACCUUAACAUCAACCCUUCUUUUAAAAAAACAAAAAAACAAAAAAAAAACUGUAGUAAUGGCAUUCUGGGUGCAUGCAUCUCACAUUUUUCUUUUAUCUGGUUGUGUCACAGGUAUGUGUGUAUGCUCUGUAAUAUGUUAAACCUAAAAUCUUAUUCCUCUAUUCCUCUUUACAGGCAAAAGAAAUUGAGGAACUGACAAAAAUAUGCGAUGAUCUGAUAUUAAAAAUGGAGAAAAUCUGAUCUGUCUCCCCCAACUUUUUUAUUUCUAAAUUCUUCUAUUUUUUUUUCCUUCUGUUUUAUUGUAGCACACUUCAUUUCUAUGUUUGUCUAAUUAUGAAUGUCGAGAACUAAUAAAUUAAUUUAAAGAUA
Molecule: messenger RNA, 20780 nt
Organism: Pelobates cultripes (western spadefoot toad)
Lineage: Eukaryota; Metazoa; Chordata; Amphibia; Anura; Pelobatidae
Source: the annotation of a GenBank genome assembly